Molecule: messenger RNA, 888 nt
Organism: Phytophthora nicotianae INRA-310
Lineage: Eukaryota; Oomycota; Peronosporomycetes; Peronosporales; Peronosporaceae
Exons: 3
Coding region: 1-888 (295 amino acids)
Source: RefSeq, a predicted model, not a curated record
AUGACAACACGUAUCAGUCGGGUUCUCUAUGACAUGCCACCUGCCAAACGACACGCCUCCGCUUCCACAGUGAGCUGCCCUCUAUCGAAUCCGCCGGGUGUCCCCGAGCCGCCAGGCAACCCUAACGUGAUUGCGCCUGCCAAGUCACCUGCGAAGGCCCCGGCCAAGUCGCCUGCGAAGGCGCCUGCCAAGUCACCAACCAAGACGCCUGUCAAGUCACCAACCAAGACACCGGCCAAGGCGCCGGCCAAGUUGCCCGCCCAAGCUGCUGCUAAGGCCCAGACGACAAGAAAGAAACGUGCGCGUAUAGCGGUCGCUGCGUUUCCGGUACCGUCACUACGUCCAGUGCGUUUGUGUACUGUACGUGCAGAAGAAGUGAACAUAUCUGUUGGUGAUGACCGUCUAAGCUUUGGCGACGAGGACGACUUUCAAGUCGAUGAAGGCGAUGAGUCUGAUGUUGAAGGUACACGUAAAAGCUCAGCCGAUGAUGAAGAAGAAAAUACCAGCAAUGAGGAAGAUGCGGUCGAUCGCUCAGCAGGAACUCCGUUCGACCAGAUGAGCAAGGACCAGCUGAGCGAACACGCGAAAACGGGCUGGGCUACCUACUUCGAAGAUUCAUGUGAGUGCUUUCCUCUGCCAUCGGCAGAGCUUACACGCUGCUCCGCCACACCUACGGAGUUGGUGACAGCACUGGGAAGUAACUUGGAAGGAUUAUUCUUCCUGUUCCUGCCUAAAUCAAUGUGGGUGUCUGUCGCUACUGUAUCAAAUCAGUACCAGCUUCAGUAUCGAACGCAGGCAGCGCACGAAAUAAUGGCACGGCAGCGACGGAUCAAGAUGAGGCGACCUGACUACAAGAUGAAAACAGUACCGCAAGUCCAGACUGAGUAG